UUUUUUUUUUCUGAAAAAAAUUUCAAGAGAAAUUAGGAACUGUCUAAAAUCUGACCUCCUUUGCCACGGACUUUGAAAUGUAACGGACUGGCUUCCGGCGAGUAAUAGUCACGUGCUUCCGCAAAUUUCAUCGUCUGCGCUACAAACAUUAAAAACUACCUAUUUCAUGUCUGUGGUCUGUACCUGGAUAUUUUAGCUCUUGUGUCCUGCUUUUCGCUCCAGAGCAACCGGAACUACUAAUCAGUAGCUGGUAGCUGCGUGCUGGUUUAUUUGUUCCUGUUUGUUUUCGCCACAUUCCCGCGUUAAGCUAAGCGCUCGGUGCUAAGCUACUUCUCUGUUCUCCACGGAUACGUUCCUGCGGUUCAAUGAGUUACUCCGACUACGACUCAGACGGAUACGUGUCAAAUGAAGAUGCGGACUACAUCCCUUCAGAUGAUAACCUCAGCGAGGAUGAUAUUAACGAAUGUGAAAAAGAAGAAGCUCUGCAUGAAGAUGAAAGCGUACCAUAUCCUGACAGGAAAGGCAAGAAAAAGGGCAUAAAAAGUAGGAGGAACAGAGCACAGAGGUUAAACGAAGAGGAGACGGUCGGAAGUGGGGCUGAAAAGGCGCGGCUAGCCCCACACGCCGGUGGUGAUGAAGAAACACAGAAGAAAAAAUCUGAUGACCUUUGGGCCAGUUUCCUGUCUGAUGUUGGAACCAGACCCAAAGACUCGGCACCUUCUGCUGAGUCUGGAACCAACAAGGAGAUGCAUUCUUCAGUGUUGCAGACUCCUCCUAAGAAUACAGACACAAAAGCUGCAGGACCAGAGAAAAUCACCAUCACUAAAGUGUUUGACUUUGCUGGAGAAGAAGUCAGGGUGCAUAAAGAGGUAUCAGCAGACUCCAAGGAAGCCAGGAGUUUUCUGAAGAGCCAGAACAGUCAACAGGACGAGACCAAGAAUGGCGAGAACUCGUCCCUCUGUCCCCCGUCUCUUCCUGGUCCCAGCUGCAGCGCUAAACGUUCUGCUGGCAUGUCGAGCAUCCUGGGUCGUAUUGGAGGAAAGAAGCAGAAAAUGAGCACUUUGGAAAAAUCAAAGAUGGACUGGGAUGCUUUUAAAUAUGAAGAGGGCAUCACAGAUGAGCUGGCGAUCCACAACAGAGGCAAAGAGGGGUACGUGGAGCGGAAGAACUUCCUGGAGCGUGUUGACCAUCGUCAGUUUGAGCGGGAAAAGGCAGUGAGGCUGAGCAACAUGAAGCGAUGACGCUGAUCAAAGAAGGACUCACAAACUCACGUACAGCUGGAGGCUGCAGCGGUACGGUUGGUGUUCGUCAGAACUCCAGCUGGACCUGGGGCUUUGAUCCGGAGCUCAGCGGUUCGGUGAGAUGAGUUGGCACCCAGCGACUGGAAUAACUCAGCACCCUCUCCUUGUGACCUGUUCCAUUCAGCUGCUGUGUCUGGGUUAGGGUCACAGCCUUCGUCCCACUGUUCCACCCCGUUACCAUGUUGUACGUGUGCAGUUAAACUCGUCCAUGUUUGGGUUGUUUUUAUUCUGUCAUCAUGCAGGGAAGCUUACGCUGAAGUCCCAGCAGCUGCUGGUGAGAACUUCUAAACGAGGGAGUUUCCUAAGUGUUUACGGGGUUCUAGGUUCCCUUGUGCCAGUCACACGGUUCCCUUGUGUGGAUAGAGUUUAGAACGUUUUAUUUAGAAAGUGUUUUGUGAUAUUUUCUCACCAAAUCCUAACCCUAACCCUAUCCCCAGCAGAGCAGCAGUUGAAACCGUCUCACAUCUGUGGACACAGGAAGCGUGAGAAAGGGUCGGGCUGUGGAUUUUGGUUCCCUGGUGCCUCUUUUUGCUACUUUUGGUGUUUUUAAUUUAAUACAUGCUUAAAUUACUUCAUUGAAUAAUGAUGGAGUCACAAAUGUGCUGCGUCCUUCAGAAUGUUCCAGAUUCAGAAAAAACCUGGCCUCUUAUUUGUUUCUAUUAAAUGAUUCAAACAUGC
Nothobranchius furzeri (turquoise killifish) is the source of this 1979-nucleotide messenger RNA. RefSeq names its product craniofacial development protein 1 (gene cfdp1). The record is from RefSeq and is a predicted model, not a curated record. NCBI's taxonomy places the organism in Eukaryota, Metazoa, Chordata, Actinopteri, Cyprinodontiformes, Nothobranchiidae. Gene Ontology annotation, cellular component: Swr1 complex.